Messenger RNA from Cryptomeria japonica (Japanese cedar), 2878 nucleotides. Its product is annotated as pentatricopeptide repeat-containing protein At4g02750. The transcript has 2 exons. NCBI's taxonomy places the organism in Eukaryota, Viridiplantae, Streptophyta, Pinopsida, Cupressales, Cupressaceae. The coding region runs from base 254 to 2083 and encodes 609 amino acids. The record is from RefSeq and is a predicted model, not a curated record. Gene Ontology annotation, biological process: RNA modification. Gene Ontology annotation, molecular function: protein binding; RNA binding.
ACCGUCAAAACAUGUCAUUAUAUAUGCGGUCUAUGAUUGAAAUCUCCUUUUCUUUUCUUUCCGGGUUGAGGAUCUGGUAUAAAAAAUCUCAUUCAGUUAAGAAAUUGAUUUUGUUUUGACUUUUAUCAGCGAUCAUGAAGAGAUCAGACGAAUUUUGGUAUGCUACCAAUCUCUUUCAAGCGGGCAUGGACGAGUUGUACCUAAACAUGGUUUUAUUUUUUUCACCUCAUUCAAAACAUAAACCAGUUUGAAGAUGAGGGGUUUCUGUCAACGGGGUUGCCUGAAAGAGGUUGUGGGUAUUUUAGAUAUAAAAGACACUACGGUAGAAUUUGCUACACAUGCUUCUCUCUUGCAGGUUUGGAUUCACAGAAAAGAAUUAUUACAAGGGAAAAGAAUCCACGUUCAGAGAACUCAAAUGGGUGUUGCAAUAGACAAGCUUGUGGAAAACACACUGAUAAAAAUGUACGUCAAAUGCGCAAGCUUGGCAGACGCUCGCAAGGUGUUUGACAAAAUGUCUGAACGGGAUGUAUGCUCGUGGACUCUGAUGAUUGCAGCUUAUGCAAAGCAGGGCCCUGCUGAAGAGGCACUCAUUCUGUUCCGCGAAAUGCAAGACGUUGAAGCCGAUCAAUUGGUUUUCUCCAGCGUUGUUUCGGCUUGUGCCAAAUUGGCAUUUAUUGAACAGGGUAUGGAGCUCCACCGAGUAAUUCUAACGAGGGCAUUUCAGUCUCAUGUCUCUGUGGCCAAUGCCCUUAUAGAUAUGUAUGCGAAAUGUGGAAAUGUACAGAAAGCACAGAAACUAUUUAACGAAAUGCCUGAGCCAGAUGUUAUUUCCUGGACAAGCUUAAUAGCAGGAUACACGCAUAGUGGACUUGUUCACGAGGCUUUAGGUUUCUUUGAGCGAAUGCCUCAUCGAGACAUCGUGUCCUGGAAUGCUAUGGUUGUGGGAUUUUCGCAGAAUGGAUUUGUUGAUGAGGCCAUGAAACUGUUCAACGAAAUGCCUCAAUCAAAUGUUGUCUCAUGGAAUGCGAUGAUAACAGGAUUUGCACAGAGAGGGCUUGUUGAUAAAGCCCUGAAACUCUUUCAGGAAAUGCCUCAAAGAGAUGUGGUUUCAUGGAAUGCCAUGCUUGCUGGAUUUGCACAAAAUGGGUUUGUUGAUGAAGCCCUUAAACUCUUUCAGGAAAUGCCUCGGCCAAAUUUGGUUUCGUGGAAUGCAAUGAUUGCAGGAUUUGGACAGAAUGGGCAUAUUGAGGAAACCCUAGUGGUUUUUAGAGAAAUGGAAUUGGCAGGCAUGAUGCCAAACUCAAAAACUUUUGCUUGUAUUCUUCCUGCCUGUGCUAAGUUUGGAGCUUUAGAACAGGGUAAGGAGAUCCAUGAAAAGAUAAUUAGAGGUGGAUUUCAUUCUGAUGUCUAUGUGACGACUGCUCUUGUAGAUAUGUAUGCACGGUGUGGGAAUAUCGAGAAGGCACGUGAAUUGUUUAACAGAAUGCAUCCUAGGCCAAUUGUCUCAUGGAAUGCAAUGAUUGGAGGAUAUGCAAUGAAUGGUGAUGGCAAGGAAGUUUUCCAACUCUUCGAAGAAAUGAAAUAUUCUGGCAUGGUCCCCAACCAUAUCACAUUAGUUUGUGUUCUGUCUGCAUGUAGCCAUGCUGGCAUGGUAGAUGAGGGCUAUCAACACUUCAAUUGCAUGAGAAAACACUAUAACAUUGUUCCUGGAACAGAACACUAUGUAUGCAUGGUUGACCUUCUUGGCCGAGCUGGGCGUCUAGACGAAGCAAAGGACUUCAUCACCAAAAUGCCCUUUAGACCUGCUGCUAUUGUCUGGAUUUGUUUGCUUGGUGCCUGUAGGAUGCAUAACAAUGUAGAGCUGGGAGAGUAUGUGGCAGACCAAAUUUUUAAGUUGGAACCUGAAAACACUGCUCCAUACGUGCUCCUCUCAAAUAUUUAUGCUGCUGCUGGCAGGUGGAGUGACAUUGAGAAGGUACGGAAAAAGAUGAGAGGAAGAGACAUGAAAAAGAAACCUGGAUGUAGUUGGAUUGAAUUAAAUAAACAUGUGCAUGCAUUCCUUGGAGGCAGUGAUCAAAUUUGAAUAGCUGGCCCAAGUCUCAAUCUGAAGUUAAUCAGUAAUGGAAUGGUCAAAGGCAAUUUCACCCUUUACUUUCUGCAUAUAGAAAAAAGUUUACACUUCAAUGGAUAAAUGUAUAAGAGUUUAUUCUCAGCUUGGUUCCACUCAUUAGCAGGAAUUUCUAGCAUUUCAGUUGCUAAAUCUUAUAAAUUUCGUGGUUUAUCUGUAACCUCAAGAAAUAUCAGUGGAGAGUCGGAGUAAGUUAUCUUCUCUUGUUGAGUUUUUUGGGGGAAGGUGUGAAUACGCUUGAGAGCCAAAUGAUUCGAGCAAACAUGUAACGUACUAUGCGAAUUCCCAUCUGAUGUAGCCACUACGACACAAGAUACCUGCAUUCUUGUAUCUACAUACCAGUUUCUUACAUGCGAGCUUGGGUAAAACAUACAUAUAACCACCUGUACAGACAACUAUGAAGAAGCAGCUUAGGCAAUGGUAACACAUCAUAGAACCAAUACAGAGGUAGAGGAGGAAAGUACCAUCAUGUUUUGCAAAGGUAGUAGACAAACUUGUUGGGAUCAUCACUGUAAGCUUUACCCGGCAUAAUCACAAAGUCCAUUGUUAUUGAUAGUUCUCGUGAAUGUUACAUUCCCGUGGAACUUUUGUAGUACGGUGUUCUCUUGUAAUUUCUUCUUAAGCCUUUCCAUAUUUUCUUAUCUAAUUGUUGCCUGCUACAAAAUCGGCUGUUUAGUUCUAGAGAGGGAUUAAAAGAAUGUCUUGUAGAAUUAUGAAAAGUUUCAAUAAUCUAUGUUUACAUUAUUUUUA